Magnolia sinica is the source of this 3325-nucleotide messenger RNA. Its product is annotated as E3 ubiquitin-protein ligase BRE1-like 2. Gene Ontology annotation, cellular component: HULC complex; nucleus. Gene Ontology annotation, molecular function: ubiquitin protein ligase activity; metal ion binding. Bases 246 to 2915 code for a protein of 889 amino acids. The transcript has 19 exons. The record is from RefSeq and is a predicted model, not a curated record. Lineage: Eukaryota; Viridiplantae; Streptophyta; Magnoliopsida; Magnoliales; Magnoliaceae.
GCGAUAAUACCUCGAUAUUUUAAAAAUUUCGGGGACAUCUGUCAUACGCUUCCAAGUAGGGCAGAGCAAGCGCAGGACGCUGCCUGCGCAGUUUAGCGGUCUCUCUCUCUCGCCUUGGAUUGUGAGAAAGGAAGAAGAAGAAGCUCAAAAGCUAGGGUUUUCAUCUGAAAUAUAGGGUUUUACAGCAGAACUUGAAAAUUCCUACCAUUAAUGGUGGCGUUGGAGAUAGAGGUAGAGGCAGAAAGAUGAUGAGAAACGCAGACGACGGAGACGAGCCCGAGAAGAAGAAGCGCCAUCUCAACUCCGUCCCCUCUUCGCCAAUGGCCAAAAACUCUCUCUCUCCUCCCGACGGCAAACCAGUUGAUGCGGCAGAUCUCCAAUAUCGGAAUCAAAAGCUUGUUCAGCAGUUAGAUGCCCAGAAAAAUGGAAUGCACGUACUCGAAGGGAAGUUCAAAGAAUUGAAAGACAAACAGAUCUCAUAUGAUGAGACGUUAAUCACAGUGAACAGACUGUGGAAUCAGCUGGUUGAUGAUUUGAUCCUGCUUGGACUGCGAGCUGGUGGCUAUGAAAAAGGUUUACAAGCUCUGGAUGUUGCACAUCGUUCUAGAGGUGUAAUUCCAUCAUGCCCUGCAGAGGAGACAUUUCUGUGUGGACUUCUACAAACAGGUCCUAUUGAAAGCAAUGAUGCAAAUGAAACCAUCAAACAUGUUGAAGAAGCCCUUGCUUCCCGUCAUUCAUCCACAAUGGAAUUGAUGAAAUACCUUGAGGAGACUAUUGAUGCCCAAAGAGCUAAAACUGAAAGCUUAUCGCCGACUUUAGGUGGAAAGCUAUCUGCAGAAGAUGCUUUCAUCCAACUGCAUAAGAUUGGUGAUUUGUUGAGAGAGGAGGCUAGCAAUCUGCGCAGGGUGAUUGAUAUCAUUCACUCAAAGCAUAAAGAAUACACCGAUGAGAUGCAGAAAUAUCUUGAGAGCCAGUCAACAGACCAGUCUGAGAUAAAGCGCCUUGCAGGUGAGCUGGAGGAAAGCAUGGCAGAGCUUGAGGAAAGUCGGCGAAAGUUGGUUAAUUUGAAAAUGCAGAAGGAUGGAGUGUCUGGAGUGCAUGUUCCACUUUUGGGCACAGUAAAUGGGGGUAAUUCACCAGACAAGCCUGCAGAUAGGACUAUGGGGUUACGCGAGUUGAAGGAUUCGGUGGAGGAGGCUAAGACACUGGCAGGAACCCGUCUUUCUGAGCUUGAGGAAGCACGGGAAGACAAUCUUAUCCUGACAGAGAAAUUGCAGACUCUCCAGAACGAAUUGGAGGAUGACAAAUAUGUAGUCUCAUCUAAACCGUACUCUUUACUUAGUGAUCAGCUCCAACAUUUGAAUGCUGAACUCGAGCGAUGCAAGGGGUUAACAGAUGCCUUGCAGGCUGACAGGAAUAAUAUCCUGCGAAGGGAGAAGGAACUGAGUGUCAAAGGAGAGUCAGCAGAUGCUGCAAGAAGUGCUGUUAGUGAUGCUGAGCUUAAGAUACAAGAGUUAGAGCUUCAGCUGCAGAAGUGUAUCAUAGAAAGAAAUGAUCUUGAAAUUAAAUUGGAAGAAGCUGAGCAGGAUUCAGGGAGAAAAGAUAUAAAAUCAGAAUUCCGUGUCAUGGCAUCAGCCUUGUCUAAAGAGAUGGAAAUGAUGGAAACCCAGUUGAAUCGGUCUAAGCAGACAGCAUGCGAAGCCAUCUCUUUACGUGAAGAGGCUCAUUCUCUGAAAGCUUUAUUAGAUAGAAAGAUGAGUGAACACAAGAGCCUAUCGAAUAGGUGUGCUGAACAAAUGGUAGAGAUCAAGUCUCUUAAAGCACUGAUUGAAAACCUUCAGAAGCAAAAGCAGGAGCUCCAAAUCUUUUUGGAUAUGUAUGGACAAGAGUGCUUUGAAAAGAGGCUUUCUACUGUGAAUUCCAGAGACGUGACAGAAAUCAAGGAAUCAGAACGUAGAGCCCAGGUGCAAGCUGAAAUCUUGAAAAGUGCUUUGGAUGAACACAGUCUAGAGUUGCGAGUGAAGGCUGCGAAUGAGGCUGAGGCAGCUUGCCAACAAAGGCUUUCCGCCGCUGAAGCUGAAAUUGUUGAUUUAAGGGCAAAAUUAGAUGCUUCUGAGAGACAAGUGUUGGAGCUUAAGGAGGCCAUAAAAAUAAAAGAUGGGGAAGCAGACGCUUAUAUUUCUGAAAUUGAGACAAUUGGUCAAGCAUAUGAAGACAUGCAGACGCAGAACCAACAUUUGCUCCAGCAGGUCGCUGAAAGGGAUGAUUACAAUAUUAAGCUGGUUUCUGAGAGCGUGAAAGCAAAACAAGCACAGAGCUGCCUCCUUUCUGAAAAGCAGACGAUAGCCAAGCAACUCCAGCAGGUUAAUGAAUCAUUAGAUUUCUUAAAACUGAAGAUUGCUCGCAGUGAAGAGCAGAUGAAGGCAUCUCUGAUUCAAGCUGGAAAAGUUUCUCUGGAGAACAGACAUCUUGCCAUCAACAUGGAGAGUGCAAAACUAGAGUUGGUAGAUGCCGAGAAAGAGCUGAAGUGGCUAAGGUCUGCUGUUGAUUCUUCAGAGAAGGAAUAUGAGCAGAACCAGAGGAAGAUAGUUGAGCUCCAAGCAGAGUUGGAGAGUGAAAGAAAUGAGAAGAAGAAGCUUGAGGAAGAGCUUGCGGAAUGGAAUAGCAAGGUUACUGAAAUGAGUUCUGAAAAUAGGGAGGCUGCAAUCCAGAAGCUUCAGGAUGAAAUCAAAGAGUGCAAAGCAAUACUGAAGUGUGGCGUAUGUUUUGACCGGCCAAAGGAGGUUGUAAUUAUUAAAUGCUACCACCUUUUCUGCUAUCCAUGCAUUCAGAGGAAUCUGGAGAUCCGCCACAGGAAGUGCCCUGGCUGUGGCACUCCCUUUGGGCAGAAUGAUGUGCGGGAAGUGAAUAUCUGAAUUGCCUUUUUCGAUCUCUAAUGCAGUGUUUGGAUGUACUUUUGAACUGAAUUGAAAUUAUUUAGUUCAAUGAGGAAUAAUCAAAUCAAACUUCUUUGCCAUAGCAGUCCUAUUGAGGGUGUAGGCUCCAGAAUUGCAUUUGCCUUGCUUUCAAAUCGGACUUUGAAGGGAAUGCAACUGCAAAUCAAGGGCUCUACUUUGUCAAUAUGAUUCGGUCAUUCCACUUCAUUGAACUGCUGAUCGCAAUUCAAUUCAGUAGUGCGCACCCAAACACGGCCUAAAUCUACUCGAUUGCAUACGGUUUCAGUUUUUGUUAGUGUUUUGAAGUAUGCAGUUGCGUGAUUUUCGACAACAGAGCUUAGUGUUCUUUAUAGCAUACAUCUGCAUGCUGUCUUGCUUGUUCACCCGCA